This is a messenger RNA of Penicillium daleae, 756 nucleotides long. RefSeq lists its product as uncharacterized. NCBI's taxonomy places the organism in Eukaryota, Fungi, Ascomycota, Eurotiomycetes, Eurotiales, Aspergillaceae. The record is from RefSeq and is a predicted model, not a curated record. Bases 1 to 756 code for a protein of 251 amino acids. The transcript is spliced from 2 exons.
AUGCGUCUCACACCCAUUCUCCUCUCGCUGGUGACAGUGUCACUGGCUGCCCCUGCGAACUAUUUCGAUGAUGCCUAUGACUUCUCGGAUGAGCUCUCGGACUAUUAUUCCAAAGUCAGCCAGUAUAUCAACCGUGUGAAGAAGAGCACGUCUCCGUCGGCAUCAUGUGAUACAUCCAAGAUCUCAUUGCCCUCAUUCGCCUCUGGUCUUCCGGCUCCCAAUGGAACGAAGCCAAUGUAUGUGGCACUUGGACGGGGAACACAGAACUAUACAUGUGCCGACUCUACGUCUGCGUCUACUCCUUUUGCUAUCGGUGCAGUCGCCAACCUGUACAAUGCGACAUGCUUGGCUGCCAACUACCCUGAUCUCCUGGAGUCACUUCCCAACAUUGCCUACAAGAUUUCCCUGCCUACUACCGAGUAUGCAACCUUUCCGCCCGCCAAUCUCGAGCUGAUUGGGCACCAUUUCUUCACUAGCACCAUUCCCGAGUUCAACUUGGACACCACAGAAGCCAAACAGUUCGGCGUUGCUUUGACCAAGAAGGAGAGCUCACUCAAUGCCCCCUCAACUGCUGUAAAGGGCGAGUAUGGUGCAGUGGCUUGGCUGUACCUGUCAACCAUUGAGGGCACUGUUGGCAACUACAAGGGUGUCUACCGAGUGAACACGGCUUCGGGCUCUCCACCCGACACUUGCGAGAAGAUGCCAUCUUCAUUUGAGAUCCAGUAUUCUGCAGUCUAUUAUUUCUAUGGAAGUUAG